Molecule: messenger RNA, 1849 nt
Organism: Camelina sativa (false flax)
Lineage: Eukaryota; Viridiplantae; Streptophyta; Magnoliopsida; Brassicales; Brassicaceae
Product: aminoaldehyde dehydrogenase ALDH10A8, chloroplastic
Molecular function (GO): oxidoreductase activity, acting on the aldehyde or oxo group of donors, NAD or NADP as acceptor
Source: RefSeq, a predicted model, not a curated record
UUUUAAAGUGUGAGCAGAAAAAAAGAAGCGUUUCCGUCUUGAUCCAUCCUAUUUACUAAAAGCCACUCAAAAUCUUGAAGAGCGUUACACCAGCAACUUCGAGUUUCCAUCGCCUGAGAACGAGAGAGAUAGAGAGAGAGAGAAUGGCGAUUCCGAUGCCAACUCGUCAGCUAUUCAUCGACGGUGAGUGGAGAGAGCCCAUCUUGAAGAAUCGAAGAAUCCCGAUCGUGAAUCCGGCUACCGAAGAGGUCAUUGGUGAUAUCCCUGCAGCUACAUCGGAGGAUGUGGAUGUUGCAGUCAACGCUGCUCGAAGAGCUUUUUCAAGGAAUAAAGGGAAAGAUUGGGCUAAAGCACCAGGAGCUCUUCGUGCUAAGUAUCUACGUGCUAUUGCCGCUAAGGUAAAUGAAAGGAAGUCAGAUCUGGCUAAGCUUGAGGCGCUUGAUUGUGGUAAACCAUUGGAUGAAGCAGUCUGGGAUAUGGAAGACGUUGCUGGAUGUUUUGAAUUUUAUGCUGACCUUGCUGAAGGAUUAGAUGCUAAGCAGAAAGCUCCUGUCUCGCUUCCCAUGGAGACUUUUAAGAGUUAUGUUCUGAAGCAACCUCUUGGUGUUGUGGGACUUAUUACACCAUGGAAUUACCCCCUUUUGAUGGCUGUUUGGAAGGUGGCUCCUUCACUUGCUGCAGGGUGCACUGCGGUUCUCAAGCCAUCAGAGCUGGCAUCCGUCACUUGUUUGGAGCUUGCUGAUAUUUGUCGAGAAGUUGGUCUUCCUCCUGGUGUCCUCAAUGUUUUGACUGGUUUAGGUUCGGAAGCUGGUGCUCCUUUGUCAUCACACCCUGGUGUGGACAAGAUUGCAUUUACUGGAAGUUUUGCCACAGGAAGUAAGGUCAUGGCAGCUGCUGCUCAGUUGGUGAAGCCUGUUUCUAUGGAGCUUGGUGGGAAGAGCCCUCUCAUUGUGUUCGAUGACGUUGAUCUUGAUAAAGCUGCUGAAUGGGCUCUCUUUGGUUGCUUCUGGACAAAUGGUCAAAUCUGCAGUGCGACUUCCCGCCUUCUUGUUCAUGAAAACAUCGCAGCUGAAUUUAUAGAAAAGCUUGUGAAGUGGAGCAAGAACCUUAAAAUUUCAGACCCCAUGGAAGAAGGAUGUAGGCUUGGUCCUGUCGUUAGCAAAGGACAGUACGAGAAGAUAUUGAAGUUUGUCUCAACGGCUAAGAGUGAAGGAGCAACGAUCUUGCAUGGUGGUUCCCGACCUGAGCAUCUAGGAAAGGGCUUCUUCAUUGAACCAGCCAUCAUAACUGAUGUAACCACUUCGAUGCAAAUAUGGAGAGAAGAGGUUUUCGGGCCUGUUCUUUGCGUGAAAACAUUUGCCACUGAGGACGAGGCAAUUGAGCUAGCAAAUGACUCCCAUUACGGACUAGGAGCUGCAGUGAUAUCUAAUGAUACAGAAAGAUGUGACCGUGUAAGCCAGGCCUUUGAAGCUGGGAUUGUGUGGAUUAACUGCUCACAGCCUUGCUUUACUCAAGCCCCAUGGGGUGGAGUCAAACGCAGUGGGUUUGGACGUGAACUUGGAGAAUGGGGACUUGAUAACUACUUGAGUGUGAAGCAAGUGACUCUCUACACUUCAAACGAUCCAUGGGGAUGGUACAAAUCCCCCAACUAAGUAAUGAAUACAUUGUCAUGAAAAUGGAAACCAAACCAAAUGCUGUAUGUAUGUUCCAUCUUUGUGCUUUUUAUAUUAACUCUUGUCAAUUUUUAGUCCUGAAACUCGUAUUGUAAAAACCUUGAAUAAAGGAUGCUUUGGUGUUGUUUGGUUGUUCUAAAAAGGCCAGCAAUAAACGAUGCACCAUUUUUAGGAUC